Molecule: messenger RNA, 1950 nt
Organism: Scleropages formosus (Asian bonytongue)
Lineage: Eukaryota; Metazoa; Chordata; Actinopteri; Osteoglossiformes; Osteoglossidae
Product: nucleus accumbens-associated protein 1-like
Exons: 6
Coding region: 212-1885 (557 amino acids)
Biological process (GO): regulation of transcription by RNA polymerase II
Molecular function (GO): DNA-binding transcription factor activity, RNA polymerase II-specific; RNA polymerase II cis-regulatory region sequence-specific DNA binding; protein binding
Source: RefSeq, a predicted model, not a curated record
GGGACUCUGCGCUCUGCAUCCUCUUCGUGUGAUGCGCUCGAUGAUUCUGCACUCGGCGUUGUGCCUUUGCUCACAAUGAAUGGCCGCCUGUAGGAAGAGAGUGAGAGAGAGUGAGUGUGAGCGAGCGAGCGAACGCGUCGGACUCCUCCAUUGAAACACUUCACAACAGCUCGCGGCGCGGGGAAGACCCAGUGCUGCUGGGCGUAGCACCAUGGCUCAGACGCUACAGAUGGCUAUCCCCAAUUUCGGCAACAAUGUCCUGGAGUGUCUGAACGAGCAGCGGCUGCAGGGCCUGUACUGCGAUGUGUCGGUGGUGGUGAAGGGCCAUGCCUUCAAAGCGCACCGCGCGGUGUUGGCUGCCAGCAGCUCCUACUUCCGGGACCUAUUCAACACAGGCAGUAAGAGCUCGGUGGUGGAGCUGCCCUCGGCCGUGCAGCCCCAGAGCUUCCAGCAGAUCCUGUCCUUCUGCUACACCGGGCGCCUCAGCAUGAAUGUUGGCGACCAGUUCCUGCUCAUGUACACCGCUGGCUUUCUGCAAAUCCAGCAGAUCAUGGAGAAAGGGACGGAGUUUUUCCUCAAGGUCAGCUCACCCAGCUGUGAUUCGCAGGGGUUACAGGCUGAGGAGGCCCCGCCUUCUGAGCCGCAAAGCCCCGUCACGCAGACGUCCUCCGGGGCGGUGCCAGGGGCUGGGGUCGGAGGAGCCAACGGGAGUGUGUCGGCAGCCAGCCGACCCGCUUCCUGUCUCACCCCGCUGCCUUUAGUUUCCCGGGUUAAAAUGGAGCAACAGGAGGCCUCCUCCUAUUCGGUGGUCUGCACCCCGGUGGCCAAGCGGCUCUGGGAGGGCGGCAGCCGGGAGGUGGGCAGCGGCGGCACGGGUGGGGGCGGCGGGGGCGGCAUGAGAAAGGCAGCCCGCUUCUCCCAGGAGGCAGCGAGGAGCAGUGCUGGGCAGUCGCAGGGAGUGGCUGGAGUGACUGGCAGCCAUGGUACUGGCACCAAUGGAGGCGGGAGCAACAACGCCACCAACGCUGCUGCCUCGGAAAGCACCAGCCCCGGCACACUGAGUGCCUACACCAGCGACUCUCCAAACUCCUACCAUGACGACGAGGAAGAGGAAGAAAUCCCCGAGGAUGGUUCCGAGGAGCAGUAUAGGCAGAUCUGCAAUAUGUACACUAUGUACAGCAUGCUCAACGUGGGGGCGACCGCUGGCGAGCGUGUGGAUGCCCUGCCCGACCACAUGACUUCCGACACCAGGAACAGGAUGCGCGUGCGGCAAGACCUGGCCUCGCUCCCUGCCGAGCUUAUCAGUCAGAUUGGCAACCGCUGCCACCCCAAGCUCUAUGAGGAGGGUGACCCUGCUGAGAAGUUAGAGCUGGUAACAGGUACCAGUGUUUACAUCACCCGAGCUCAGCUGAUGAACUGUCACGUCAGUGCCGGGACCCGGCACAAAGUGCUGCUAAGGCGGCUGUUGGCGUCCUUCUUUGACCGGAACACCCUGGCUAAUAGUUGCGGAACAGGAAUCCGCUCCUCUACCAAUGACCCUAGCCGCAAGCCGCUGGACAGCCGAGUGCUGCACGCUGUCAAACUCUACUGCCAGAACUUUGCCACCAGCUUCAAAGAGAGUGAGAUGAACGCCAUUGCCGCCGACAUGUGCACCAAUGCACGGCGUGUUGUGCGCAAGAGCUGGAUCCCUAAGCUGAAGAUGCUGAUGGCUGAGGGUGACGCCUACUCCAGCUUCCUUGCUGAUGCUGUGAAGAUGGAGGCAGAUGGCCUGAGCGGAGAGCCCAGCUUUGAGGCAGCUAACUUGGAUGCGGGAGCAUCCAGUGAGGCGGGCGCCUCUGGAGAGCCUCUCCAAGGUGUUGGUGGAGAUGGCAGCACUUUGUUUUAGUUAGCGACCAUGGCGAUGCCACCCCUACCCUAGCCAAACCCUGCCUUUCCACCUCCUUCGCCACU